Tyto alba (common barn owl) is the source of this 1907-nucleotide messenger RNA. RefSeq names its product purinergic receptor P2Y12 (gene P2RY12). Gene Ontology annotation, biological process: G protein-coupled receptor signaling pathway; blood coagulation. NCBI's taxonomy places the organism in Eukaryota, Metazoa, Chordata, Aves, Strigiformes, Tytonidae. The coding region runs from base 357 to 1376 and encodes 339 amino acids. Gene Ontology annotation, molecular function: G protein-coupled purinergic nucleotide receptor activity. Gene Ontology annotation, cellular component: membrane. The transcript is spliced from 3 exons. The record is from RefSeq and is a predicted model, not a curated record.
AGAGCCCAGCACCACCCACCUGAAGAGGUCUCCAAACUUGCUUCUCAGGUGACUACAGGACACGUACAGAUCAUAGAGAGGAAACAAAAGCAGAAGCACUGAGAGCGUCACCUGGAACCGGCAGCUGUCUCUGGCUAAGAAACCAGCUCAGAGCCAGCGGAAGGUCUGUGGCAGGACUGGGAUGCAGCGCUGCUCCUCCAGCCCCUCCUCGCUCCGUGGGAUUUACGCGGGACCGCUCCUGCCUGCCCCCACGGCGCAGAGCUAGAGGAACCGCCACGGACCCUCGCUCAGCAACACCCCAGCGGGUCAUCGCUUCUCAACAGCGCGCUACGGGAGGGGGAAAAAGACGAAGUGCAAUGAAAGUUGCAACUAACUUCAGCUACGCUAGAAACGACAGCAACUGCACCAGCGACAACAAAAUCAGUCAAGUCAUUUUUCCUUUGCUUUAUACAAUUCUGUUCCUGGUGGGUAUCACCAUGAAUGGCCUGGCAAUGUGGGUCUUUUUUAAAAUAUCCAGCAAAUCCAAUUUCAUCAUUUUCCUCAAAAACACUGUCAUUUCUGACCUCCUCAUGAUCUUGACUUUUCCAUUUAAAAUCCUCAGUGAUGCAAAGUUGGUAUCAUGGGUACUGAGAGGAUUUGUGUGCCAGGUCACCCAGGUUGUAUUUUACUUCACCAUGUACAUUAGCAUUUUGUUUCUUGGUCUAAUAACUAUCGAUCGCUACCAGAAAGCUGCUUCGCCAUUCAGAACAUCAACACCAAGAAGCCUUUUAGGUGCCAAGAUCCUGUCCACAGCAAUUUGGAUAUCAAUGUUUGCUCUUUCAUUACCCAACAUGAUUCUAACGAACAAGAAGAAAACAUCUGAGAACGUAAAAAAAUGUGCUGUCUUGAAAUCUGAGUUUGGCUUAGUCUGGCACGAAAUCGUAAACUAUAUUUGUCAACUUAUCUUCUGGGUUAAUUUAGCAAUCAUAGUUGUAUGCUACAUACUCAUAAGUAAAGAACUGUACAAAUCCUAUAAAAGGACAAGAUGCGCAGGAAAGGCGACCACAAAGCCUGUAAAUCUGAAGGUUUUCAUCAUUAUAGCAGUGUUCUUUAUUUGUUUUGUGCCGUUCCACUUUACCAGAAUCCCCUACACCCUGAGCCAAACAAGAGAUGUGUUCGAAUGCUCUGCUCAGAACACCUUGUUUUACUUGAAAGAGAGCACGCUGUGGCUGACGUCGCUAAACGCUUGCCUAGAUCCAUUCAUAUACUUUUUCCUUUGCAAAUCAUUUAGAAAGUCCUUGCUAGACAUGCUGUGCAAGCACAGAGGAUCGUUAGAACUCAGAGCACAGAUGAAGGAGCAGAAUGAAGGAGAUGACACAGACGAGACGCCGUUCUAGAGCCAAGACCUACCCAUACCCCCUGCUGGGCCACACACGUUCAUUGGUGGGCAGAAGCACAAAUCCUGCGGAAGAAUACCUAGAAUUUCACCAACUUCUUUAGAAAUUGUCCUACAGAUGAAGCACAGGCACCCUGGAACCGUCACUGUUCGCAAAAAUGGUGAAACUAGAAAUCCUGAAUAAAACAACAGCACCACCUGCUCACAGCCUCCAUGACUGUCAGAGUUACUAGGAAAAAGUUUGAAAUUAUAGUUGGAGCUGUAAGAAAAAAAAUUAAACAGUCUUGUAAUGCUACAGAUGAUAUUGUGACCUGCAAAGAUUUUGCAGAAAUGGCUUAAACUUGGGCCAGAGUAAAGUCCAUGGCAACACAAGAUCUGGGAAAUGCAAGUAAAACCCACACUGUGGCUUUUUUUUAAAUACGGGGAGUUGUCAUCUUGUAUGCAACUGGCUGAAAUACAGGACAUACGCAGAUACGCUAUUUAUCUCUGCAGAUUUUUGGUAACAGAAUAACAUUUUGCUUAUGUCAUUAUA